This is a messenger RNA of Sus scrofa (pig), 7512 nucleotides long. It is a transcript of the gene SACK1B, whose product is annotated as family with sequence similarity 83 member B. Gene Ontology annotation, cellular component: cytoplasm; membrane. NCBI's taxonomy places the organism in Eukaryota, Metazoa, Chordata, Mammalia, Artiodactyla, Suidae. Gene Ontology annotation, molecular function: protein kinase binding. The record is from RefSeq and is a predicted model, not a curated record. Gene Ontology annotation, biological process: signal transduction.
CUUGCCGUUGCGGGGGAGCCCGGAGGGCGGACAGGAAAGAAAGGCUUUUUACUUUGCUAGCAGAAGCUUGGGUUUCUGAGUUCAGACAGGUUCCGGGGCGCUGGCCGGCUGCGCGGGCUUUGGUGCGACAGGAUUCGAGACCUGUUGCAGCCCGUCCCACCCCGCCCUCGCAGGCUCGGCACCUGGGGCCCGGGAGGCGCGGCCCGGGCGGGACUGAGCUACCCUCCGCCGUCUGACGCGCAGGUGACUCCCCACCUCCCGCGCCCUCCGCUUCCUGGCAGGCGAACCUUUGGCGCGGGCGCGGCUGCGCGCGGCUCCCGGGCCCUCCCAGCGAUCCCUUGAGGCGCUGCACGAAUGGACAUUUGAAAGUGUUGUUGUCAGAGGUUUGCAAGCAUGGAGACCUCUUCAAUGCUUUCCUCCUUGAAUGAUGAGUGUAAAUCAGACAAUUACAUUGAACCUCACUACAAGGAGUGGUAUCGAGUAGCCGUGGACACGCUGAUUGAACAUGGGUUAGAUGCAUACCAAGAAUUUCUUGCCACGGAACGAGUGUCGGACUUUCUAGCUGAGGAAGAAAUCGCUUAUAUUUUGAAAAAUGUUCAGAAAGUUGCACAAAGCACAGCACAUGGUAAUGACAAUUCCUAUGAUGAUACUUCAUCUUCUGGGACUUACUGGCCUGUGGAGUCUGAUGUGGAAGCUCCAAACCUUGACUUAGGCUGGCCCUACGUGAUGCCCGGACUCUUAGGAGGCACCCACAUAGACCUCCUCUUUCAUCCGCCAAGAGCGCAACUACUUACGAUUAAGGAAACUAUUCGGAAGAUGAUAAAAGAAGCAAGAAAGGUCAUCGCUUUAGUGAUGGAUAUAUUUACAGAUGUGGACAUUUUCAAAGAAAUAGUGGAGGCGUCAACUCGAGGGAUAUCUGUAUACAUUCUGCUUGAUGAAUCCAACUUUAGUCAUUUCCUAACUAUGACUGAGAAACAGGGCUGUCAAGUUCAACGUCUUAGAAAUAUUCGAGUGCGGACAGUAAAAGGCCAAGAUUAUCUUUCCAAAACAGGAGCAAAAUUUCAUGGAAAAUUGGAACAGAAAUUUCUGUUAAUUGACUGCCAGAAAGUUAUGUAUGGUUCCUACAGCUACAUGUGGUCAUUUGAAAAAGCUCACCUCAGCAUGGUCCAGCUAAUCACAGGACAACUUGUCGAGUCCUUUGAUGAAGAAUUUAGGACGCUCUAUGCCAGGUCCUGUGUCCCCAGCUCCUUCGCUCAGGAGGAGGCAGCGCGGGUGAAGCGCGGCAAAGCCUUCUGGGAGAACGGCACGUACCAGCGUUCCGUGUCUUCCUUCGCUUCCGUUUCCAGCCAAAGAAACCUUUUCGGUAGACAAGACAAAAUUCAUCACCUAGAGUCUAGUUACUUCAAAAACAGAGGGAUGUAUCCUCUCAACGAACACGACAAGUAUAACAUAAGAAAUCUUGGCUACAAGCCUCAUUUUGUUCCCAACUUUAACGGGCCAAAUCCAGUCCGUCCGCUUCACCCCAGCCAGAUGAAUGCAAACUGGAAGAGGCACAGCUAUGCUGGGGAACAGCCAGAAACAGCACCGUACUUGCUGCUCAACCGAGCCCUGAAUCGAACCGGCAAUGCUCCUGGUCAUUGGAAAAGGCCUUCGGAUAGUCUCAGUGUGACGUCCUCGUCACGGGGAGGCCUCGCGGGCCGCCAGAACACACCUGCCCAGAGUUUUGCCGACCGACUUGCCCAGAGGAAAACAACGAAUCUUGCAGAAAGGAAUUCCAACGUGCGGAGGUCUUUUAACGGGACAGAUAAUCACAUCCGCUUUUUGCAACAACGCAUGCCAACCCUUGAACACACCACAAAGUCGUUCUUGCGUAACUGGAGAAUUGAAUCCUACUUAAAUGAUCAUUCAGAAGCUGCACCUGAUUCGAACGGAUCAGCCCUGGGUGACCGGUUCGAGGGCUACGAUGGGCCUGAGAAUGUGAAAGCCAGUGCUCUUUAUAAUCACUCUCGGCUUCGUUCCUCUCUUGUGUUUAAACCGACUUUACCUGAGCAGCAGGAAGUAAAUAGUUGUACAACUGAUUCCUCAAACUCAACUGUCAUUGGUUCCCAGGGAAGCGACACGCCUAAAAAGGUCAUAGAUGCCCCAACAGGGGCGCAGCAUCAGACAGACAAACCCUCGCAGGAGUUGACUCCCAGGGUGCCGUUGCAGUCAGAGGCACCAAAAAUGCAUACCUUGCAGAUUCCAGAAAGCCACCCAGCAGCCUUGCACCCAAAUACAAAUGGUCCUACAGAGUCAAACAACUAUUUAUAUACAACCUUAUGUGUAAAUAAGCAGACAGAAAACCUAAAGAAUCAACAAAAUGAAAAUCUGCUGAAAAGGCGAAGUUUCCCGUUCUUUGACCACUCAAAAGCCAAUUUAGAUCAUGGAAAUAGUAAACAUUAUGUGUACAGUACACUUACCAGGAAUCGAGGUAGACAACCAGAAAAACCCAAAGAGGACUUGCUAAAAAGUUCUAAAAGUAUGCACAAUGUGACCCGUGGUGUGGAAGAGGAAGAAGAGGACGUUGUUAAGAGAGAACCUCCAAGUGCAACUACUACUAAGUCCAUUUCCAUUGCUGCUUUGCUUGAUGUGAAUAAAGAAGAACCCAACAGGGAACUCACUCCCAAGAAGGAAGUGAAGGGUUCCCCAAGCUUUUUGAAAAAGGGAUCUCAGAAGUUAAGGUCAUUACUUAGCCUUGCCCCAGAAAAGAAAGAAAAUCUGUCCAAAAAUAAAGCACCUGCCUUCUAUAGAAUGUGUAGUAGUUCUGACACUUUAGUCUCUGAGGCCGAAGAGAAUCAAAAACAAAAGAAAUCAGAACCUAAAAUUGAUUCAUCUCCUAGAAGAAAGUGUUCUUCUUCAUCCAACUCUCAAGGCAGCAUCCACAAGAGUAAGGAAGAUGUAGCAGUUCCUUCAUCUCAGGGGGUGCAAUCGCCAUCUGAUGAAAAUAGCCAAGUCAUGCCUUCUUCCAGUCCAGUUGAAAGCAAAUUCUUAGAAAGAGCAGGAGAUGCUUCUGCACCAAGAUUCAACACCGAGCAGAUCCAAUACCAAGAUUCAAAGGAAAUUCAAGCCGUCGUCCCUGAAAGAAAACCAGCUUCUCCAAGACGAAAGCCCAAUGAUGAGCUUCUAAGAACUCAUUCAAUUGAUCGGCGCGUUUAUAGUCGUUUUGAGCCAUUUUGUAAGAUUGAAAGUUCUAUUCAGCCAACCAGCAGUAAGCCAAAUACCAGUACACACCGCCCAGAAAUAAAAUCCACAACUGUGGGCAAUAGUUAUGGGAGGUCCAGCCCGAUGCUUAAUUACAACACUGGUGUUUACCAUUCAUAUCAGCCAAAUGAAAACAAGUUUCGAGGAUUUAUGCAAAAGUUUGGAAACUUCAUACACAAAAAUAAAUGAAAUACUGUAAUUAUGAAAUAGAUGUUAAAGUACAAAAUGAAUGUGACUAUAAAUAUUUGUCCAAAAACCUUGUGGAUGGUUUUUUUAAAAUGCUAAUAGAUUUCAAUGAGGGCAGAAUUUUGGGUAUGAUGUAUAUGCCAGCUUACUGAUGUACAGUAAAGUUAUUAUUCUGAGUGAUAAAGUUAUUUGUGCUUAAUUACACUGUAGAUGGAAUAUCUAUAAGUACAUGAUUUUUAAAUUGUGGUGGUAAUACAGAUGUAAUGAAAUUGUUUUCUUCAGACUGAAGAUCUUCUUAAGUCUUAAAUGGAAAUUUUAGUGGAGAGAUGGUAUAUGGAUUUUAACCAUUCAUCACACACUCUUUCUUUAUUAAAAAGGAUCAUAACAUUCUCAGUGGUCCUUUAUGUCUUUAUGAGGUUUUCAUAUCUUCCAAUUAUGAGAAAAUAGGACAAAGCCUUUGUGGUUUUUAAUUACAUUAAAAUUCUACAGGAUAACUUGUAUUUUAUUAACGUUUUAUUAAUUUUUCUUUGGAACUGGUUGGGCAACAACAGUGCAAUUUAAACCACAUAGCUCAGCACAUUUUUUAUUUUUCCAGAGGCAGACACAAAAUAUCAGCCUCAGGUACUUAAUACCAGCCUCGGGUAGUUCAAGUACACCAUAGAAAUUUAUUUUCAGGUUGUGCUUAUUUUCACUCUGGACCAAGGGAACCUGUACUCCACUCACCCAUCAGCUGCUGAUCUUUUAUAGUCAUUCCUUCCUUCAAACUUAUGGCAAGUCAACAGGAAUUCGGAAAACCUGAAUUAUUUCUCUUCUUUUUCUAAUAUAAGGAAGCUUUUAGAAACAUAAAUCUCUGUGUAAAUUUUUAUCUUGGAUUAGUAUGACAAUGCUUAGGUGUUUUGCUUGCAAAAGUCUUUGCUCUUUUUUAUACUGUGACUGCCUAGUGUUUUCUUGAGAGUACCUUGAUAAAACUGAAGAGAACUGGUACCUGGCCUAGCUCUUCCAUGACCUUGGGCAUGGUUGAAAGUUUUACAUCUUUCUGUAUCUGAAUUUGAUGAUGAUAUACAAUUCAUAAGAUACUUUCUGCCUUUCUUAGAGUAAUGAAAUUAAAAACUCCAAAUCCAUUACAGAGACUAACUUGGCUUUGCUUCAUCCGCAAAGAACAAAAUUCAAGAAACAGUGCAUCAUUUGCAAAGUGGAAAGUAUUUCUAUGGCACUUUAAAUAUAUUAUUUAACACCUUCUAAGUUGCCAUAUGGGGCAGCAUGUUGUUUUAAAAAGUCAGGAUUCAGUCAAAUAUUAUCUUUGUCAUUCUGAAAUAAUUAAAAUAAUGACAUUAAAAUAUCUGUAUCAUUAAAAUAAUUUCCCAUAGUAUUUUAAAAUCAUAGUAAGAAAUGUGACAGGAUGAAACAUGCCAGCAAAAAAGAAAAACUAACAUUCGGAGCUAGAAUCUGAAGUCCCCACAACAAUAUUUUGAGUACAAUAUUUUAAGUACCAUUGUCUUCCUUAUCUAUAGGUGAUAAUUGAGAAACUGGGACUCAGAGAGGUAAUGCUCCAAUCCACACAACCAAUAAGUAAUGGUACUAAAGUGUCUGUAACACUGUUCCAUCAUAUUACCUCCAAAAUGUGUUCAACACUUGUCUCACCCACACUGCUGAGAAUUAAAUGAGAGAAUAUUUAUAUUUCCUGAGUCAACACCAAUCAACCCAAAAGGUUUAGUUGAAUUCUACCAGACAACAAAGGACAGGCAGAGGUUAAAAUAAUCUUAGUAGGUGAGUUUACUCUCUGAAUGUAACCUGGGAGGCCAGUUUUAAUUCCUAGGCAGCUAUUUUGAUCUCCUUCCGGUUGACCACUGAUGAUGAGAGGAAGGGGAAAGAAACGGGAAGUGAACCUGCCUGUAACCUGCCUUCAGGGUAGAGAAAGUCUUCGGCUAGGUCAGAAACUAGGCAGGGAGUGGAACCAAAUGUUAAAUUCAUUGUCUCAAUAAAUAUUCAUCAUCACCCCUGCCAUUAGUACCUCCUUUUGGCAAAUGAGAAAACUAAGCCUCAGAGAAGUUAUAUUGCUUUCCAAGAUCUACACGGCUCCUAAUUGGUAGAACUGGGAUUUAAACACAAAGCCUGUAUUUUUAAUACUUUACCACCCCAUACCUUGCUGCCUUCUACUCCACUAUGCUUGAAGAAUCUUCUUUGAAAGUAGUUAUCUUUUUCUUUUGCUAUCUUGUUAACAGUUGUAGAAAUGUAUAAGUAACUAGAGCAACAACAUUUUAUACACCUAAAUCCAGACUAGAGUACUCAGUGUCAUGUAAUUCAUAAAAGUGAGUUGUAAACUCCCAUUGUAACAUAGGGAAUUUCUAAGUACUACAGCCUGGGAUUUUCCAAGUAUUACAGCAUGGGAUUAACUAUUACUGAGUGUUACAGUUUGGAAAAUUUACAAAUUUCCUAAAACUGUGAUAACAUAAAAAUACAAAAUAAGAGGGAAAAGUCAUUUGUCAUGAGAAAGGUAGUCAAGAAGAUGUACAAAAAACCUUGAUUUUUUAAAAAAUGUCCUUUGGAAUGAAUAUUUCCUUAUAAUCAAAUAAGGAAUUCAGUUGCACUAAGAAAAUGUUUCUGAUUGUUAGUGUGUUAAAUUUUAGAGUCACCUGGAAAUUGUAUGAUCUUCAUAGAUUAGUACCAGAUUAUUCAAAAGCAUUAGAAUUGAGGUCUAGUAAGUGAGAGAGAUUUUUCACUUUGCUCUUAGGAAAAGUCAUAUCUGUGAUUCUGCGCCAUAGUCCUUUAUCCGUUUAAGGCAGAACCUGGAGUUAACCAAAGCAGACUGACUUUAAUAUUACCCAUCCUUUGUUACUGUUAGAUGGGGCAUCUUUCAGAGCUUAGGGGAUAAUGGGCUAAUUGUCAUUAGACAGCUCUGAAAUUGGAAGUUCUGAAAUUUACAGCAGUGCAACUGAAAUUGCAUAAAGCUGAAAUUACAUAAAGACUAGAGUUUUAAUCAUGUUUAAUUACAUGCAAAAGCCUGUUCCCUUUUUGUACAACAGCUGCCAUCAUUUCUGGAAACACAGAUAGCUUUUAAGUAGUUCCUGAGUUCCUCCUCUCCCUGGUAGAGUUGGAAGCACAGGCCUUCAUUUCACCCACCUGUGAUGGGUAGCUUGGGCUUUUUCACAGAAGAUUUAGUCCCCUCUGCCUUUUUUCUUUGAUUAUUUUCCUUCUGUUUUUUUCCUCAAAAAAUAUCCGUAUGUCAGUACGUAUAUGCAGUAACUUUCCAAAGUUUCUGAGGCUGAAAAACUCCCCAGGCAAGCACCCCAUGAGCAAGCACUGAAUGCUUCAGAUAAUCUACUUGGAGUUUGGAGUUUUCCAAAAAUACUCCCAGACUUCGUGGAUAUAAUAAUUUCAAGCACUAUAUUUUCUUUUACUCCCCAUGUUAAUAUCAGUGGAAAGAUAAUGUCACUUAGAGAUACUUUCGUAUUAAAGUUUGGUUAGGCCAUUUUUUCCCUCUACAUAGCAUAUUGGUUUGUAAGCAGAAACUCAAGAAAUUAGGUACAAUCUGAAAUGAAAGUAGCUCUUGGCAGAUCAUUUCAGAAUAGUUUAAGUGGCUGUAUCCUGAAUACAUUGGUAUCCUUCUGUUUCAAGGACUGGGAUUAGCCAAAAUCCCGACUUGUUGUAUUGAGGUCUGAGUAUAUGAUGGCCCUCUACAUUUGUGGAAGCAAAUUAUUUAAUCAAGAGGGCGUCUAGUGUGAUCCAGAGGACAAGGAGGAAAGUUGAACUAUGGCUGUCCUCAACGAAAACCUUCCUCAAGACCAUCCAGUUAUUCCACUGGUGCUUGUCUAUUACUAUUCCGCAGAUGUUUGUCUUCUGUGAAUAUCUGUGGAUUCUUAAUGUGCCUAAGGUUGAAGGGUGUAAAAGUAGAAUCAUUGUCUCAUGUAAUGUGUGACAUACAUGUGAUGCUGUUAAAAAAAAAAAAGUUUAUCAAAAUGUUCAUUUUGGUUCUAGAAUAUUUCAAAAAGAAAAAGAUGAAAUUAUACACCAAAGAGAGUCAACUUUUUAUACAUAAGCAAUGCUAGCAAAUAAAUAUACUUCCAAAUUAACUUUUGUUAAGUCUGA